Messenger RNA from Lagenorhynchus albirostris (white-beaked dolphin), 3337 nucleotides. RefSeq names its product gap junction protein alpha 10 (gene GJA10). The transcript has 3 exons. Gene Ontology annotation, biological process: cell communication. The record is from RefSeq and is a predicted model, not a curated record. Gene Ontology annotation, cellular component: connexin complex. NCBI's taxonomy places the organism in Eukaryota, Metazoa, Chordata, Mammalia, Artiodactyla, Delphinidae. Bases 125 to 1603 code for a protein of 492 amino acids.
GCUUUCUCACAGCAGGUAAUGGUACAGCGAACAGUGCUGCAGGUGUCCUCACAGACAAAAUCAGGGCAGCACAAAAACUCCUUUGGGGUGAAGAUCUGGGAAAAACAGACAUUAGUCCCUUACCAUGGGGGAUUGGAAUUUAUUGGGUGGCAUCCUAGAGGAAGCUCACUCCCACUCAACCAUGGUGGGGAAAAUCUGGCUGACCAUCCUUUUCGUUUUCCGGAUGCUGAUACUAGGUGUAGCUGCUGAAGAUGUCUGGGAUGAUGAACAGUCAGCAUUUGCCUGCAACACCCAGCAGCCAGGUUGCAACACUGUCUGUUACGAUGAUGCUUUCCCUAUCUCUUUGGUCAGGUUCUGGGUUUUACAGAUCAUCUUUGUGUCUUCUCCCUCUCUGGUAUAUAUGGGCCAUGCACUUUAUAGCCUCAGGGCCUUUGAAAAAGAGACGCAGAGGAAAAAGUCACAGCUUAGAGCCCAGAUGGAGAAUCCAGAGCUUGAAUUGGAGGAGCAGCAAAACAUAAAUAGAGAACUGAGGAAGUUGGAGGAGCAGAAGAAGAUCCAAAAAGUCCCUCUGAAAGGAUGUCUUCUGCGUACUUAUGUCUUACACAUCCUGACCAGAUCUGUGCUGGAAGUAGGGUUCAUGAUAGGCCAAUAUAUGCUCUAUGGGUUUCAAAUGCACCCCCUUUACAAAUGUACUCAACCUCCUUGCCCCAAUGCAGUGGAUUGCUUUGUGUCCAGGCCCACAGAGAAGACCAUUUUCAUGCUCUUUAUGCACAGCAUUGCAGCCAUCUCUUUGUUCCUCAACGUACUGGAAAUAUUUCAUCUGGGGGUCAGGAAAAUCAUGAGGGCACUUUAUGACAAAUCCGGCGGUGAGGGCAUUGAGGACGAAAGGGGACCUCCAUUUCAUUUGAAAAAAUAUUCAGCGGCCCAGCAGUGUAUGAAUUGCUCUCCCUUCCCUGAAGGAGUCUCUCUACUUCAAGCCAGCAAUCAACAGCAAGUCUUCCGAGUCAAUGUGCUGAAUUCUAAAACCACGUGGCAAAUCCCACAGCCCAGGCAACUUGAGGUAGACCCUUGCUGUAGUAAGAAAGACUGGGCUAAGGCGGAUCAGCACAGAGGACAGCUCCAUGUCCACAGCCCGUGUCCCUGGGAUGAUGGCGCUAGAAUUCAGCACUCGGCACAGCAACCAGACUGUUCUCCCUUUGGCUUGCAGACUACAACGCCCCAGUCCUGGCUAGGUACCACGGUGGCUCCUAGACAUUGUCCAUCACGUACAACAGGACCCUGGGAGCAGUCCCAGGACCUGCAACCUUCAGGGGAGCCUCUCACAGAUUUACACAGUCACUGCAGACACAGCGAUGGCAACAUGAGAGAGAGCAGAGUCCAGACAGACAGAUCUUGCAUGGGCAGUCGCAAGGCCAGCUUUCUGUCCAGAUUGCUCUCUGAAAAGGGACAGCUGUACAGUGACUCAGUAAGCUCCAGUUCUCAAAAUAGCUCUUGCCUGGACUUUCCGCACCGGGAAAACAGCCCCUCACUUCUGCCUUCAGCCACUGGGCACAGAACAUCAAUGAACAUGCUUCUAGAACUUUCAUCCAUUAUGAAAAAAUAAUGCAUCCUGGGACCAGAAAAAACAGACUCAGGAGCAGCUGGCAUCUGCGAGAUAAAAGUUGUAUGUUUGUCAGCUCAAACUGCAGGAGGAACUCUGAGAACCAUCCCCUCCAGAACCAUGAAUCAGGCAAUGUCUGUGUAUCGGGGGCUCCCAGCUGGGCUCCCUGACUGCUGGGCUCAGCCUCUCACUGCUCCGCUUGGCCAUGCUGCCUGAGGCCGAUCCAAUGCUCUCCACACACCAGGGAGGGCACUCUACCCCAUCAGAGAAAAUCUAGGGGCAAGAGCCGCCAUCCGAGGGGAGAAGUGGGAUGUGCUACCAUCCCUACCAGUAGCCAACUCUGCAGCAGCAGCAGUUUGGACCCUUGAACGUGGUUCCAGAGCAGGCUGGGAGCUCUGCCUGCAGCCUGGGCUCAACACGCUUCCUGUCUGUACACCAGAGGCUGGAGGGAAGCUUUCUGUUUUCUUCCUCUCAUCAGCUCAUUUCUUGGGGAUGAAGCAGCUGGAUGUUCGUCCCUAGAUGCCAUUACAUAAAAUAUUGGUUACAGCACUGGCAAACACUCGCAUCACAUGACUUUAUCCUUCUGCUGGGAUCGUGGUCAGUAGUGAUGCCAUGACUGUGGGCCAGCAGGUGCUGGGGAAUCUCAUUCCCAACUUCCAGGGGAGUGACUGAAGCCAGCACCUCUUCCUCACCCUCCCCACCCUCCCAGUGGUCCCGAGCCAUCCAGGAGAGGUGCAUCAAAAAAGCACUGAACACUUCUUAUAGAGCACAGAGGCAUGGAUGGCUGUGUGAUGUCCACUAACCAUCCAGUCGGUGAGGCUGGUUGGCUGGUCAUUACUGUCUGAGUUCUGAGAAUCAUGAAGGUGGACUCAAUUCCCAUGGAAGGAGCCACUUAGCCCUGUCCUCUGUCCCGUGGCCAGACUCUCCUAUCCCUGGCCACACACCUUGUAACAAAGGCUUCAAGUUAUUGGGAGAAUCAGUUUGUUCCAAAGACACAAAGGUCUGCAUUAUCUAUAUCCUGCUGAGAUAAAAUCCAUACUCCUUAGCCUGGCACAUAAAGCCUUCGUGGGCUGACUCCUGCCUCAUGUUCAUUCCCUACCUCCUGUGCCCUAGCCCGGCUGCACUAUGAGUAAAGCAGAUUGCCUUCCCAUUGUGGGUGACCAGCAGCCAAUCUUUUGAGGGCCUGCAUAGAAUAAAAAGGUGGAAGAAGAGUGAAUUUGCUUUCUCCAUUUGAGAAGUGGAGUCUAAUUUCCAGCGCCUUCAAUCUGGGCUGGCCUUAGUGACUUGCUUGACCAUAGGAUUCAAGGACAGUGAUGUUCUAGGACUUCUAAGAUCCUGCAGUUUCUAUCCAGGCUCCUUCUUGGAGAUCUCUCUCUCUCUCUUCUCAACCCCAAGUUGCCAUGUAAGCAUUCCAGCUUACAGUUCCAGUUGAGCCCAACCUUCCAGCCAUCCCUGCCAAGACACAAGACAUGUGAGUGAACCCAUCUUGAACCCUCCAGACCAGGCCAUCUAGUAACUCAAUACCACUGAAUGCCCUCAAUCAACAUCUCAUGGAAGAGAAGAAUUGCCAUCUGAGCCCUGCCCAAAUUCCUGAACUCCCCAACUGUGAAAUAUUAUUAAUGGUUGAUGUUUUUAAGUUACUGUGUUUUAAGGUAAUAAUUUGUUACAAAGUUUUAGAUUACUGGAACAGUAAUGGUAAUGACAGAACAAAAUAAUGCAGAGUUUUAUUAAAAUUGU